Molecule: messenger RNA, 895 nt
Organism: Schistosoma rodhaini
Lineage: Eukaryota; Metazoa; Platyhelminthes; Trematoda; Strigeidida; Schistosomatidae
Source: the annotation of a GenBank genome assembly
UUUAACGGAAUUGUUGACCUUGUUGCAGAUCGCGGUUGUUGUGAUCGACACAAUGGAUGACUCAGAAACCUACAAAUUGUGGCGGAUUCGUAAAACCAUUCUCAAGAUGUGCAAAGACAGAGGUUAUCUAGUAAUGCCUAAAGAAUUAGAGCAAUCACUCGAAGAUUUCAAAGCAACAGUCGGAGAUCCACCAACCAGAAAAGAUCUUCUCAUGGUUGUUAACCAUGAAGAAGAUCCUGCUGACAUGUUAUAUGUAUUCUUUCCAGAGGAAGAAAAAGUUAACAUGAAAACUGUGCGGGCAUAUUUAAAUCAAAUGCAACAAGACAGUACUUACAGAGCGAUUUUGGUCCUUCAAGAAAAGGGUCUCACACCUUCUGCGAAAACAGCUAUUGCGGAACUUUCGUGUAAAUACACUUUGGAGUGUUUCUUUGAAAAUGAGCUAAUGGUCAAUAUAACGGAACAUCAGUUGGUUCCGCAGCACAACGUUCUCACACAGGAAGAAAAGAAAGAAUUACUCGAACGAUAUAGGUUAAAGGAAAAUCAACUUCCUAAAAUGCAAGCUAGCGAUCCUGUUGCUCGAUAUUAUGGUCUAAGAAGAGGUCAAGUUGUACGAAUUACUCGGCCAUCAGAAACAGCCGGACGAUAUAUCACUUACAGGAUAGUUUUGUGAAUAAAAUGGUGUACAGAUUCUGGAUUUUUGAUAUUGUAUUUUGGGUCUAAAGUUAGAUAUAUUGGACUGGUCCAAAUUUAUUAAUUCAUUUCUGCUUUUAUUAUUGCUGCUACCUUGACGUGGUGGUCGGGCUUGCCCAUCGUGAUGAACCAAUCGAGCUAUACUGGCUGGAAAAAUCGUUCCUUAAAGUCCCACCAUGCCAGACAGGUCGGUUGAAGAGCGGUA